This is a messenger RNA of Leptidea sinapis, 4080 nucleotides long. RefSeq names its product juvenile hormone epoxide hydrolase-like (gene Jheh-lp3). The record is from RefSeq and is a predicted model, not a curated record. The transcript is spliced from 9 exons. NCBI's taxonomy places the organism in Eukaryota, Metazoa, Arthropoda, Insecta, Lepidoptera, Pieridae. The coding region runs from base 194 to 2104 and encodes 636 amino acids. Gene Ontology annotation, biological process: epoxide metabolic process; response to oxidative stress. Gene Ontology annotation, molecular function: epoxide hydrolase activity; glutathione peroxidase activity.
AGCUGUUUGCUGAUAAAUCAACAACGUGAGAAUGACAAAACAAAGUACAAACCGGCCGGUGAAUCUUAAAUUCCUAUUGAUUGGGAUUUAAAUUUCGAAUACCAAUGAACAUGCAAAUUAUAAAGUGCAAGUAACAUAGAGUUAUAAAAUCUUACACACCUGCUAAGAAAGAAAUUUGGUAACUAUAAGUAAUAUGGAAAAAGUAAAAGAAAAAUCAAAUACAGGGAAAAAAAUAUCAAUCAUUUUGAUAUUAUGUUCAGUUGCUCUAUCAUACUAUGUCUAUAAUGUCCUACAUACUGCUCCUGAGAUGCCCAAGAUAGACAUGGAUGCUUAUUGGGGACAUUAUCCUUUAGACAGUAAACCUGACCUAUCUAUAAAACCCUUUUAUGUGGAGUUUUCAGUUGAGAUGAUCAGAGAGCUUCGAAACCUUCUGCUUCACCGACGUCAGUUUGUGCCACCGAUAGAAGAUGCCGGUUUCAACUAUGGAUUUAAUUCUAAUUUUCUCACUCAAGUACUUGAUUAUUGGCAAAACAAGUACAACUUUGCUGAGCGGGAGAAGUUUCUUAAUAAAUAUAAUCAUUAUAAAACCAAAAUACAGGGUUUGGACAUACAUUUUGUCCAUGUUAAGCCUGAGGUCACUGGUGAUGUAGAUGUAGUACCCCUGCUUCUUCUUCACGGGUGGCCAGGAUCUUUCAGAGAGUUCUAUGAGCUGAUUGAAGAGCUAUCCCCUAAACCGGAUCAGUCUUUCGCCCUAGAACUUAUUAUACCGAGCCUGCCUGGAUAUGGUUAUUCACAGGCUGCUGUUCGUUCUGGUAUGGGCCCGCUUGAAAUAGGGGUGGUAAUGCACAAACUAAUGAACCGUCUGGGUCACAGCAAGUACUACAUUCAGGGUGGUGAUAUUGGACACAUAGUUGGGUCUGCAAUGGCAACAGUAUUUCCUGAAAAUGUUCUGGGCUUCCACUCCAAUAUGCCUGUAUUGAGUUUCACACCAUUGACACUAUUUUAUACUAUUCUGGGGAAUUUCGUUCCCAGUUUAUUGGUGGAGAAUGAAAUAUAUGACCGUGUGUAUCCUUUAGGCAAAUAUUUCUCAUUUUUAAUGGAAGAGUCAGGAUACUACCACCUGCAAUCCACUAAACCUGACACCGUUGGCAUCGCACUGACGGAUUCCCCGGCCGGGCUUGCGGCGUAUAUCCUGGAGAAGUUUUCAACAUGGACGAAUCCAAACAACAGGAAUGCCACCGACGGAAACCUGCUCUCCAAGUACAUGCUGGUGCAUCUCUUAGAUAACAUCAUGGUUUACUGGAGCAGUAACUGUAUCACCACAUCCAUGAGACUGUACAAGGAGCACGUUAAUAGUAAAUACGGAGCCAUUGUUAGUAGAAUACCAACCAAAGUGCCAACGUGUGGCAUUAAAUUUAAAUACGAAUUAAUGACUGAACCGGACGGAAUUUUGAAGUUGAAGUAUCACAACUAUCUGCACACGACGGUUGUAGACGGCGGCGGCCAUUUUGCCGCGCUCGAAUCACCGGCGGUAUUAGCGAAAGACAUUCUGCAAGCUAUCACUACUUUCAGAGAGUUUUGGGGGGAAAAAAAACCUCAACACGCAUCCCAAGGUAAUCCAUUAACCGCGAAUACAGUCUAUGAAUUUUCAGUUACUGACUUGUAUGGUAGAAAUGUUAAAUUAGAAAAAUAUAGAGGCAAUGUCCUUUUGAUUGUCAAUGUUGCCUCCCAGUGCGGCCUGACACUGAAGAACUAUAAACAACUAAAGGAACUGCAUGAAAAGUAUGCAGACAGAAACUUUAAAAUAUUAGCAUUUCCUUGCAACCAAUUCAACGGUCAAGAACCUGGCACUUCAAGUGAUAUCAUCCAGUUUAUCAAUGAAAAGGAAGUCAAAUUUGAUGUCUUCCAGAAGAUCGAGGUGAAUGGAGAGAAUGCACAUCCACUGUGGAAGUACUUAAAGCAGGUUCAAAGUGGGACAUUCGGAGAUUUUGUUAAAUGGAACUUCUCCAAGUUCAUUGUUGAUAAGAAUGGUGUGCCUGUAGAAAGAUUUGGUCCUAAUGUUGAUCCAAUAGAUUUGGAACCAGAAAUAACUAAAUAUCUGUGAACUAGAGUUUAUUUUUCCAAACUAUUGUUAAAAUUUAUGCUUUCUCAAUAUUUUAUUGCAUAUCUAAAAUUUUAUCACAAUUGUGGUAAGAGAUUCUUCUUAUUCUUAUUAUUAGAUUUCUUCUUAUUCUUAUUCUUAGAUUCCGUAGCUUGAUUUAAAGAGAUUUGUAGUCUCUUUUCAAUACUGAACUACUUUUUCAUUUUCGCGCCCGCUUAUGAAUUAGAGUGAAAUUGCAUAGUAUUUAUUUACUUUUUCGGAAACCCAAUAAUCCCACACUAAAACAUAAACUGCUUACAAAAAUUAAAAAAUAUAUAAGUGUACAGAAUACGUACAAGGGUAAUAUAAUUAAAAAUUUUGCAUUUAUUGACGGUAAUAUAACGAAAAUAGCAAAGCCAUGUACAUCGACCCCGUACACCCCAUUCAAUACAAACUAUAGAUGAUCGCAUUUGUUAAAUAAGGACCCUUUUUUUAGUUAUGGGUCGAUUACUAUAUCGAUGUUACUUACCCGAUUUUUGUUACUCAUCAGUGGAACUAAACAUUUUUUCUAAAUUGAUGACAAUUACGACAUUUAAACGAAUUUAAAGAAAAAAGGUUGAUUUGACAAUUUCGAAUUAACGAAAUUAGGAUUACAUACAUUAUGCCUGUUUUGGGCCGUAUCUAUUUUUGGGACCUUGUUUGAAUAUUAUUUUGAUAUAUUACAUAGUGAACUGAAAAUGUAUUUAAUAUGUUGGGACAAAAGUUUAUUUACAUUUAAUUACAGUACUAUUAUGCGCAAUUUUUGAUGCCUUCUUCUAUCUUAUAAAUUUGGCAGAAUCCCAUUGUUUUUUGGGACUUCUGAUUAAAGAAACUCGACAAGUGGUUUUGGCAGUCCUCUUUUGAUGUUCAGGGCUAUAUGGCGGAGGCAUUAACCCCUCCCAGCCACACUUAAUUUUUAUUAAGUGGCUACAGAUGCGUGUGGUCCACCGUUAUCGUAAUGAAAGACCACACCCUUUAUAUUCAUGGUUUCCGGCCAGUUUCUCUCAACUUCUUGCUUUUAUCUCAUCAAUUCGAUUAGAUAGUGAGUCCCGGCGGUAAAAGCUGAAUGAACAAUUCCCUUCUAAUACCACCAUAAGCAUAAUCUUAUUACGAAUUAACCCCGAUUUUGCCACCGUCUGUGAAGCCUAACCGACGUUUGUACGUGAUCCACUUUUCAUCACCAGCUAUCGGUAUUUCCGACAGUUUGGGUUUAUUACGUCUCAAUAAAUAAUCACAAAUGAGUACACGAUUCAUUAGGGCUCUUUUAUUCAGCUAGUGUGUGUUUUUUUUCUUUUCAACCGACUCUAUUUGUAAGUAAAUUUUAAAAUUACAUUAAUUAAAUUACUUCGAUUGACUCAUUUUGUCAGAAAGAAAAACAAAAAAUGAUGUGGUGUCGUGGGACACCAGGUAGGAACGAAGUUCCUUCGGCUAAUGUAGAAUCGACAAAAAGAGGGAGAAAGAGAAAGGUAUUAUACACUACUCGCUUGUGUAUGCGACUGUCGCGCCUGCGCACGUCUCAUUUAACGGUUUUAUUCCACGGAUUUUUUCUUACGGUUUUACUAUCACAUUUUUUUCAGUUCGGUCGCGCAUCAAAAUCCUUAUCCCCUCCAAGCCUGCCGUAAGGAACUUCGUUCCAAUAAAAAAUAAUUGGAAUCAAAUUUUUUCUAAUUUCUUUUUUUUUUAAAUGUAAUCUUUUGAAGUUCACCAAAACCAGCUUUUAUUAGAAGCUUAUAGAUACUAUAUGCGAAUAGACUUUUUCCCCGACGUAUUAUUUUGGUCCCAAAGAAACAUUAAUCCAAUAUGCAAGGCGUAAGUUGGGAAUUGAUUAUAAAUUAUUAAGCAUUUGUUAUUACUUAUUAAGCAUACAAUGGUUAAUCUUUUUUAUUUUUAUAUGUUUCUUGUAUGUAGGUACAUACUUACAUUAUUUUUUACAAUAAAAUGUUUUAUCAUUUUGGUUAUUA